AGAAGACACAGCAGAGCGAUGAAGCUUCUAUUGCUGCUGGCUGUGGGGCUAGACCUGGCCUGGGCCCAGCAGGACCAAAGCCAGGUUCCCGUGCAGCAGGGCUUCAGCCCUGAUCAGGUGACAAGGGCCUGGAAGACCCUCAAUCUGGCUUCCACUAACCGGUCUGUCAUUGAAGAAGGAGGUGCUUACCGGUGCUUCAUGACUGGUAUUGUCCGCCUGGCCAACGGCAACCUGAAUGUCACCUACUUUCACAGGAAAGAUGGAAAGUGCGUGAAGGAAUUUAUCGUGGCAGAGAAAACUGACAUCCCUGGACGCUACACCUUUGAAUACCAAGGCAAAAACUAUCUGACCUUUGUGGCCGUCACUAAGGACUUCCUCAUCAUGGACUACGAAAACCAUUAUGAAGGAAAUACCCUCAUUGUGGCUGAGCUCCAUGGCAGGACUCUGCUUUCAGGUAAACUGGGAUUGGUGGCCUAUUUGAAGCACACAGCCAGAAGAGGCAUUGUAGCAGGCAACAUUGAGGACGUGUCCUUGGAUCGGAAGGAGCUAGCUGGUGUGAGGUGA
This is a messenger RNA of Chionomys nivalis (European snow vole), 564 nucleotides long. Its product is annotated as trichosurin-like. Bases 19 to 564 code for a protein of 181 amino acids. The record is from RefSeq and is a predicted model, not a curated record. Gene Ontology annotation, molecular function: small molecule binding. NCBI's taxonomy places the organism in Eukaryota, Metazoa, Chordata, Mammalia, Rodentia, Cricetidae. The transcript is spliced from 6 exons.